AUGAUUGGCCAAUACCCAUUCUCGUUACUAGAUUCGUUUGACCAUAAUCUCUUUCACGAAUUCUUUUUCUUGGCUCUUUCCCAUUCAUACCUUUCAGUUUCUUCUCUUUAUCCUUCUUUUCUAUCUUCAACAUUUCUUUUUUUUUUUUUUUGUCUCUCUCUUUUUCUUCCUCGCCCCGUUUCCUUGUCUAUCACAUUUCUUUUCGAAAACGUCUACUUCGUUAUCUUUUUCUCUUUUUUAAGAUUGAUUAUGAUGACUUUUCCUUCUCCUUUUUCUCCUUUUUUCUUCUUCUUUUUCUUCUUCUUCUUCUUAACCUAUUUCUAUCUAUCUAUCUAUCUAUCUAUCUAUCUAUCUAUCUAUCUAUCUGUGUCCUAUUCAAAUCUAUCUAUCUAUCUAUCUAUCUAUCCCAGUCUGAUCAAAUCUAUCUAUCUAUCUAUCUAUCUCAGUCUGAUCAAAUCUAUCUAUCUAUCUAUCUAUCUAUCUAUCUAUCUAUCUAUCUCAUCCAUGCUCAUAUAUAUGACUAUCUCUUCCACUCUGUUCAAAUCUAUCUAUCUAUCUAUCUAUCUAUCUAUCUAUCUAUCUAUCUAUCUAUCCCAGUCUGAUCAAAUCUAUCUAUCUAUCUAUCUAUCUAUCUAUCUAUCUAUCUAUCUAUCUAUCUAUCUAUCUAUCUCAUCGUUAAACACUUUCUUUCUUUCUUUCUUUCUUUCUUUUCUUUCUUUCUUUUUUCUUUCUUUCUUUCUUUCUUUCUUUUUUCUUUCUUUCUUUCUUUCUUUCUUUCUUUCUUUCUUUUUUAUUUCUUUCUUUUUUCUUUCUUUCUUUCUUUCUUUGUUUCCGUUAAACACUUUCUUUCUUUCUUUCUUUCUUUCUUUCUUUCUUUUUUUUCUUUCUUUCUUUCUUUCUUUCUUUCUUUCUUUCUUUCUUUCUUUCUUUCUUUCUACGCGACCGAAAAGGGAAAUAGUCCAUUAUUUAUGA
Molecule: messenger RNA, 972 nt
Organism: Acanthosepion pharaonis
Lineage: Eukaryota; Metazoa; Mollusca; Cephalopoda; Sepiida; Sepiidae
Source: the annotation of a GenBank genome assembly